GCUUUUGAACUGAGUGUAUUUCGGUUUUUGUCUUGUAAAACACUCAUAUUAACCACUCACAUGUGUAAGCUGUUAAAAAGUUGCUUCGACAGGGAUUCUUAAGUAGUCUUGCCUAAACUUUUGUUUGCUUUAAAGCUUUAAAAGCGCAGGUUUGGAGAAACGUACAAAUAUGCUUUUUUUCAUACCUAGCAUAUUUUUGGAGGGCUUGACCUUCCCGACCUCCCUGAUUACUGCGUUCACUGCUGUGUUUCGCUGGGUGAGCUGACCGAUGAUAUUGGGCCGAUGUGAGGGGUUAGGUUUGGCUCAGCAGGCCUGCUGCUGCGGUGGUCCGCCCUGCUGUGGGUGGGUGUAGAGUUACUCAGCCCUCCCCCACUGCUUAUGUAGGCAUCGACAACAUUAGCUGUUUAAGGCAGGCCAAAGCUACAUCAUUUCAUUUCAGACUCGUUUAGACGAUUAGAUGCGCCUAGACCAUGUACUAAAGAUACAGAGGCAGCGAGAGCCGCCAGUAAAUUACAACUACGCGCUUGUUGUGAACCGUGUGUUUCAGUCCUUUGAUUUUGCACUUGUGAACACUAUGACUGACCUUUGUUAGUGGUGUUCUUUACACAAGAAGAAGAAACUAAUGCACUUCAGCACCUUUUCGGAGACCUCUGUGAGCGGCUCCAGCAGCUGAUGACCAAAGAGCUCCAUCCUCAGCCACUAGCAGGCCCACUCCUCUCCCAGCGUCCUCACCAUGUUCCAGAGGUUCACCAGCAUCCUGUUUGGAGACGCCAUGGAGGAGGCCAGUGGAUGUCCUGCAGAUGUGGGCUUUAAUGAAAAUGAAGACGACGAGGAGUGGAUCCUUGUUGAUUACCUUGCGGAGGCUUGCUCCAGUGCCUGCGGGGAUGGGCUGGUGGAGGUCUGCUCAGAGGACGUGGCUGGCCCAGACUGCCCUCUGCGCUGCUCUUCCUGCUCCUCUCUGGACUCUGUGGCAGACACAGACCCUGAGGAUGGGGGUUUCCUGAGGCUUGAUGAAGCGUGUGAUCUGGAGGAGAGCUGGUUCAUCACCCCACCACCCUGCUUCACUGCAGGAGGCAGGGCUCCAGUGCUGCUGGAGACCAGUCCUCUGGAGAACCUUCUGAUCGAGCACCCCAGCAUGUCUGUGUACGCUGUGCACAGCUCCCGCCACCGCCCCACCAAGGACAACUCCUGCGAGCCCACCAUCCUCAGGACUGAAGUUCAGCGCAGGCCGAGUCAUCCCUCUGACUGCUAUGCAGCCACUCUCACUGCCACCCGUGCCGGCUUCCUGGAGCAGGCCAAAAACAGUCGCCUGGCUCAGAGGAUCCGUGAAAACGUGGAGCGCCAACAGCUGUCCCGCAAUGCCCUCCGCCGCCUUAACCUGCUCCGUGACGGGGGAGCCAGGCAGGCCAAAGCCACCGCAGGCCACGUUCACCAGCCCGGGCAGAGGCAGUACAACUACUGAGGCUGUCCCCACUGUGCUCCACCAAACAACUCCCUGUAGUAGCCCACCUCCACUGGUAAUCAAGCCUUUUCCACAGAUGGAACGGAGUCCUUCAAAAUCAGUAGCAUAGGUCACUUUACUCCAGCGCAGGUACCGGUCUGCUUGAGCGUAUGUCCAAAUCAGGCGCCGUUCGGCUCUGUGGCUCCUUCCUGGAUGGCAUUGUAUUGUAAUUGUCACGAAUCCUGCAGUGGAUAAUGUUCCAAGGUGUUUGUGUGUACUUCCUUCAACAUCCACAGCUCCAUCUGGUGUGACUGAGAAGUGCAUUUAUUUUGCAUUCUGUAAUUCCAUUGAACAUGCAGGAAGUCUGUAUUUCUGCCUUACUUACUUCAGAACAUCUAAUGUCUUUCUGUAAAGCCAUAUUUCUUUUUGUUUUUUUAAUCACAGUAGUAAACUAAUCAGCAGCACCUCUCUGGAUAAGAGUGAGGCGGCCUACUUUGUCUCUUUUAUUAGGUGUAUUGUCACUAAAAGCCUUGUUUUAGCAGUAGAUUCCACAAUGUGUAAAAUUCUAUUUAAAAAAUAAAUUCCCGAAUAUUUUUAAAAGGAAAAAAAAAUAUUGAUGAUAUUACAUAUCAGUAUGAAGUUGUUAUCUGCAGUGUAAGGUAUGUAAGUAAAAAGCAUUGUUUUUCUUAUGAUAGUGUGCAGUUGUUGUAUGACUGUGUAGUGCUAGUCUUGAAACGGAUGUAUAAAACAAAACUAAAGCGUAGUUUUAUUGUAAUAUAUAUAUUUUUUAAAAUCAUCGUUCACUCUGAAUCUGCAGUACACUUCUCAGGGUCUUAUCAGUUCACCUGUACUCUUUGCUAAAAUGCAGAUUACUUGACAAAUGUGUUAAUUAUCUUUGUACAUACUGGAGAACCUCUAAAUUUGUCAUUGUGUGCAUUGCCUUGUGGAAAUGUUUGUAAUUAAUGAUCAUUUUAAGCAAAAUUGAAUGCUCGCUUGUCCUAGGACUGUGAAAACACUUUUCUUGAUUGACUGUUAAGACCUGCAAACAUGGAGUAAAACUGUUAGUCUUCUUCUUUUUCAGAAAUGUUUUGAUUUCUUCACACUAUAGUGACCUUUCCAUGGUUUCGUUGUAUGCCUUAUGUUUGAUCAGUUACAUGAAAAUGUCAUAUUUGGUGAAGUUAAUAUUUAAACCCAGCGUAGCAGAAAUGUUAGUCUGGUAGUGUUUGAAAUGUUUUUUUUUUUUUAAAACGUGUUCUCUGAUCUGGCAAAUCUGGCAUUGUGAAUUUCUGACGACUGCCGAGCUCAGGGUCUCAGACAAUUGAAUGGACUGCUAGAUAUGAAGUGCAGACUAGACUCAAAGGAAUAUUCAUGAUCUCCUGUGAACGUGAGUCUGGUCUUGAUUUGUCACUGUAUGACUUGUAAGACAUUGUUUCUGCGGACAGACGUAGGAUGUAGACAUGUUGUUCUGCGUGAUAUGAGUUUCCCUCGCCCCAUUACCCUGUUCGUUUCACUCUUUUUGAUUUUAUUUCUAGAAAAUGUAACAGACAAUGCAUUGUUUCUGCAGUUAAAGGGACUGUUGAGUGAUGCAGCCGUUUCCCCAUUUUCCCACGUAUCUCUGUCUGGAAGAGCAGCUUUUCCCUUUUUCUUCAGUAGCCUGACUUUUAAUGUUUAAAAACAGGGAUUUUGUUUUGCCUUGAAAUGUCUUGAGGAUCUUGUGCCUUCCAGGUUAAACAGUGCAACAAUGCAUCAAUCACGAACUUGAAAACCUGUCCAAAGGGACAAAGGGACAGCAAAUGACUAUGCACAGGGGAAUAAACUUGUCUCUGUGAGCCACUCACUCUGUACAACGUUUUACAUGCUAAUGUAGCAAAUGUUCUUUCUGUGUUCACAUGCGAAGAAUAGUUUGCGUGGCAUAGUGAUAGGCUAUGCUUUCAUUCAUUUUUAGUUUACUGGAAUAAUGCAGCACUUUGCCAAAGGAGUAGGUGUUUUUAGCAACAUUUUGUUCUCCUUUCUUACAUUUUGGACUCAUACAAAAUGUACACCAACUUCUCUCUCUCUCUCUCUCUUUUUGUUUUUUUUGUGACCACCAUAAUUAAUAUCAGUUUUAGUUGUGUUCAAAACAGCCACUUGUCAGUAUAAUUUAUGUGCAUUUAUUUUUCAAUAAAUGUUUUCGUACAGAUUUUAAAA
Messenger RNA from Colossoma macropomum (tambaqui), 3628 nucleotides. It is a transcript of the gene tp53inp1, whose product is annotated as tumor protein p53 inducible nuclear protein 1. The record is from RefSeq and is a predicted model, not a curated record. The transcript is spliced from 4 exons. The coding region runs from base 734 to 1462 and encodes 242 amino acids. Gene Ontology annotation, biological process: positive regulation of DNA-templated transcription; autophagosome assembly. Gene Ontology annotation, cellular component: autophagosome; nucleus. Lineage: Eukaryota; Metazoa; Chordata; Actinopteri; Characiformes; Serrasalmidae.